Messenger RNA from Lachancea fermentati, 1017 nucleotides. The record is from the annotation of a GenBank genome assembly. NCBI's taxonomy places the organism in Eukaryota, Fungi, Ascomycota, Saccharomycetes, Saccharomycetales, Saccharomycetaceae.
AUGCCAUUGCCCCCUUCGACACUUAACCGCAAGAGUAGCCGAGUCUACUCUGUUGCCAGAGUUUACAAAGAUGCCUGCGAGAAACGGCCACAAGAGUACUGGGAUUACGAACAAGGUGUCACAAUUGACUGGGGCAGGAUAUCAAAUUACGAGAUAGUCAACAAAGUGGGCCGUGGUAAAUACUCAGAAGUUUUCCGUGGCAAAUGCGUUUUGACUGAUCAAUAUUGUGUGAUUAAAGUCUUGAAGCCUGUAAAGUUAAAGAAGAUUUACCGUGAGCUCAAGAUUUUGACUAACUUGACCGGUGGACCGAACGUCAUCGGAUUACUGGAUAUAGUACAAGACCCGGGUAGUAAAAUACCUGCGUUGAUUUUUGAAGAGGUGAAGAAUGUGGACUUUAGAACUCUUUACCCGUCGUUCACUCUAUCUGAUAUACAAUACUACUUUACGCAGCUAUUGAUCGCACUUGACUACUGCCACUCAAUGGGAAUCAUGCAUAGAGAUGUAAAGCCACAAAACGUUAUGAUUGACCCAACAGAGCGUAAGUUAAGACUAAUUGACUGGGGUUUAGCGGAGUUUUACCACCCAGGCGUGGAUUAUAACGUGAGAGUUGCUUCACGUUAUCACAAGGGACCAGAAUUAUUAGUGAACCUAAAUCAAUACGACUACUCGUUAGACCUUUGGUCGGUAGGUUGUAUGCUUGCCGCAAUCGUGUUCAAAAAGGAACCAUUUUUCAAGGGUAGCACGAAUCCUGAUCAACUAGUGAAAAUUGCACGCGUUUUGGGGACUAAAGAGCUAUUGGCCUACUUAAAUCACUACGGCUUGAAGCUUCCUCAUGAAUAUGACAAUAUCAUGAAGGAUUUCGAACGCAAACCUUGGUCUUACUUUGUUACCUCAGAUACGCCGCUGGCCGUGCCCGAGAUUAUCGAUUUGAUUGACCACCUUUUGAGGUACGACCACCAGGAGAGAUUGACCGCAAAAGAGACGAUGGCGCACGAAUUCUUCAAGAAGGAAUAUUAA